UUACUCUGGAAUCGCUAUUGAACCGGACGAGUCGUAACGAGUGCGUUGAGUCGACAGUGUUGUUGCGUGCUUGCUCGAAGACUCGCGAUAUCUCACGCGUGCCCUAGCGCCUUCAUCGCGUCGGUCGUCGCCGCUGCGAUCCUACCGCCGGCGAUCGAUCGCCAUCCAUAUUCGACUGUGCAUCCGCAUCAACACAGUUUUUUAGAAAUUUAAAUAUGUCUGGAGUUAUUGAAGGCCAGACUCGGCAAGGCAGACCUGCACUUCCUUUACAACCCAGAGGUCCUCCUUCAAUUGCUCGCCUGCGAGAGCCUGUGGACCGUGAGAAGACAUGCCCUCUUUUACUUCGAGUUUUCACGAAGAGUGGCGGCCACCAUCCGGCGGAAGAUUUUGCUGUGCGAGGAAAGGAGCCAAAAGAUGAGGUCCAGAUUUAUACAUGGAAGGAUGCGAAUCUCCGAGAACUUACCGACCUCGUCAAGGAGGUUUCUCAAGAAGCAAGGAAACGAGAUGCCAAGCUCUCAUUUGCGUUCGUGUACCCAGAUAAAAAUGGUCGUUUCGUGGUGCGACCGGUGGGCAUGACCUAUUCCUACGGGAAUGGCAGGCGACUUGACGAUGCAAAGACUCUCGCGGAACUUGGCUUUCAGAUUGGAGACUACUUGAGUGUUGCAAUCCUUUAGAAGAGACUUGUGCUAAUCUGUCUUAGCAGAUGAAUUUCUUCUCAUGGUCUUGUGGAUUGUUUACUUGAAUUGCUCUCGUCGGUGAUGUUUCGUCAUAAACUUUCAAAUUCCAAGGCUUGUUCUUCGGCUUUUAUUAACAAUCUAUGACAACGAAAAACUUCUAAGAUUGCACA
Messenger RNA from Zingiber officinale, 847 nucleotides. Its product is annotated as histone deacetylase complex subunit SAP18-like. The record is from RefSeq and is a predicted model, not a curated record. Gene Ontology annotation, biological process: negative regulation of DNA-templated transcription. Gene Ontology annotation, molecular function: transcription corepressor activity; transcription factor binding. Gene Ontology annotation, cellular component: nucleus. Lineage: Eukaryota; Viridiplantae; Streptophyta; Magnoliopsida; Zingiberales; Zingiberaceae. The coding region runs from base 216 to 674 and encodes 152 amino acids. The transcript is spliced from 7 exons.